AUGGAGAUUUUCGGAGUCCCACAAACCAGCAAAAAGAACUUGUUAUUGCAUUACAUGGGCUCGGAGACGUACAACAUACUAUGUGACCAUUUGUCUCCCGUGGAGCCCGAAACAAAAACAUUUGAGGAAAUCGUUACUACGCUUGGAGAUUUUUUCGAUCCAGUACCCUUGGAGAUGGUUGAACUGUGGAAGUUCAGAUCGCGGAUGCAGAAGGAAGGUGAAACUAUAAGCGAGUUUAUCACUGCGUUGCAGAGAGAAGCGAAGUACUGCAAGUUUGACGACUACUUACCCAAGGCAUUGCGAAACCAGCUGGUAUUUGGACUUCGCAAUCAACGGAUCCGUACACGGCUAAUAGAAGAGAGGGAUCUAACGUUCGACAAGGCGAAACAGAUUUCCCUAUCAAUGGAAGCAUCUGGAGAGGGAGCUGAAGUACUCAACCGGAGGAUGCAUGAAGUGAACCUGAUGGACAGGAAGAAAUCGAAGCGUCAACCGGCGCCAAUCUCUGGGGUUUUCGGUAUAAUAAAUUACUGCGGCAGUAAAAUAAAGGUUUUCGGUACCAUUGAUGUAGAUGUGGCGUGUAACGGGAAAAUACAAGUCUUGCGAUUGUUCGUCGUCGAUUCGAAAAGGCAACCGUUGCUGGGGCGGGAGUGGAUGCGUGCGUUGCAGUUCAAUUGGAACGAUGUCAUGAAAAACUAUCCUUCUAGUGUCAACAAAAUAACGCUGCGUACACCGUUAUCCGGAACGGUGAGAAAUGUACUCGAAGAGUUCCCUUCAGUUUUCGAUGAUUCUAUUGGAGAGAUCACCAAAGUUCAAGCUUCGCUAACCCUGAAACCGAAUAACAAACCUGUAUUUUUGAAAUCUCGUUCAAUACCUUUUUCUAUUCGAGAUGUUGUGGAAAACGAAAUCAAUCGGAUGGUGGAAAAGGGGAUCUUGUUGAAAAUUAACCACAGUGAAUGGGCGACUCCGAUAGUGCCUGUGAUGAAGUCCGCCAACAAGGUGCGUCUGUGUGGGGAUUUCAAGCUGACCGUUAACAAAAAUCUGUUAGUGGACGAACAUCCUUUACCGACCAUAGAUGAAUUAUUCGCCAACAUGGCCGGUGGCGAGAAAUUUUCUAAACUGGAUUUAGCACAAGCAUAUCUCCAAAUGGUUGUUAGACAGGAAGAUCAACCAAUACUCACAUUAAACACACAUCUAGGACUUUUUCAACCAACACGGUUGAUGUAUGGAGUAGCAUCUGCUCCCGCGAUUUUUCAAAGAGAGAUAUCCCAGAUUCUCCAUGGUAUCCCUGGGGUUUCGGUAUUCCUGGACGAUGGACUACCCACUUUAUCAGCACUUCGUAUGCAACAUUACGCUGUAUAUUUGGAAUCGUUCAACUUCGAAAUACGCUACCGUCCUUCAAAGGAGCAUGCAAACGCUGACGGAAUGUCACGCCUACCACUGCCGGACACAACUACCGAGGAUCGAAUUGAUGAGAUUGAUUUUGUUGAAGUUAACCAGAUUCAGAUGUUACCAGUUUCAGUUGAAGAACUCCGAGAGCACACUAAGAGAGAUACUGCAGUACAAAAGUUGAUUCAAGCGUUAAAGUCAGGCAGAUCUAUCGAUGGCUGUGAUCGAUUUGGUAUCGAUCAAAAUGAAUUUUCGUUGCAGAGCGGAUGUUUGAUGCGAGGUAUCCGUGUCUAUAUUCCAUCACAGCUGCGUGCUAGAGUCUUGGAGGAGCUGCAUUCCGGUCAUUUUGGAGUAUCGAGAAUGAAAUCUCUUGCUAGAUCAUAUUGCUGGUGGGAAACAAUCGAUCGGAACAUAGCUGAUUUAGCUCGAGAUUGCUCUAACUAUGCUAGGACAAGGAAUGACCCUGUUAGAGAUCCAAUACACUGUUGGGAACGACCAGUUGAACCUUUUCAGAGGAUUCAUGCAGAUUUCGCGGGUCCAUUCAUGGGAGUAUGUUUCCUUAUCAUCGUGGAUGCUUUUAGUAAGUGGCCGGAGGUUAAAGUGAUUUCUGACAUGACGACUGAAACAACCAUAGAUCGUUUGCGGGAGUUCUUCGCUACAUUUGGCCUACCGUCAGUGCUGGUGACAGAUCGAGGAACUCAGUUCAUGUCAGAUGGGUUCCAAUCUUUUCUGAAGAAAAACGGGAUCGUUCACAAAACUGGUGCACCGUAUCAUCCAGCCACGAAUGGACAGGCUGAAAGAUAUGUACAAACAUUCAAGGACAAGAUCAAAGCUCUCCGGUGUUCUAAAUCUGAAAUUCAGAAGGAAUUGUGCAAAAUUUUGAUGGCGUAUAGGCGAACCGUUCACCCGGCAACCGGGAAAAGCCCGUCUAUGCUUGUGUUUGGAAGACAAAUGCGAUCUCGGAUUGACUUAAUGAUUCCCUCGCUUGAAAAAGGAUAUGCUUCUCUUGGUGAGGAAAAAGCGGUUAGAUCAUUUGAAAUUAACGACAGGGUUGCAGCAAGAGACUUUUUUUCGAAUUCGGAGAAGUGGAGAUUUGGCACUGUAUCAGAGAAGAUGGGUAAACUACAUUACAUGGUAGAACUUGAUAAUGGACGAAUAUGGAAGCGUCACAUAGACCAACUGCAGCCUGGACCUGAAUAUCGACCGACAUACGAAGACGCAAUUCCGCGAAUGGGUAUUCGUAACAAAGCACCUUCCAUCACACCUUCUUCUCUCACAUCUACAUCUGUUUCUUCAUCGUCCCCUAACCCCACUUCGUCCUCACAAUCAGAGCCGCUUACAUCAAAUGAACAACACAGCUCAUUCAAGUCAUGUUUCACCCAUUCAACAUCCAUUCCAAUUCCAUCUACUCCUGUCAGCGACACCCAUCAUGGUACUGAAUCAGAGACGGGGUCGAAUAGAACAACGGAACCUGGUUAUGAGAAUAGGAGACGAUCUAAUAGAAUAAGAAGGCCUCCGAUCAAACUGGACCUCUGA
Messenger RNA from Toxorhynchites rutilus septentrionalis, 2922 nucleotides. RefSeq lists its product as uncharacterized. Gene Ontology annotation, molecular function: nucleic acid binding. NCBI's taxonomy places the organism in Eukaryota, Metazoa, Arthropoda, Insecta, Diptera, Culicidae. The record is from RefSeq and is a predicted model, not a curated record. The transcript has 3 exons. Bases 1 to 2922 code for a protein of 973 amino acids. Gene Ontology annotation, biological process: DNA integration.